Messenger RNA from Gasterosteus aculeatus aculeatus (three-spined stickleback), 2397 nucleotides. The record is from RefSeq and is a predicted model, not a curated record. Lineage: Eukaryota; Metazoa; Chordata; Actinopteri; Perciformes; Gasterosteidae.
UUGUGAAGCAACCUGUUGAUGGUGUCCUCGGUGUCCUGUCGCGCUCUGACCGCCAGAGGGCGCUUCAUCCGCACGCGGGGGCCGUUGUGCAACACUGAAAACCUUCCGCCGGUGGAUUUGUGCAACAGUGGAGCGGCGGCUGCGCGCACCAUGUCGGGCAGAAAGCCUCGCAGCGUGGCGAAUCCCCUGGAGUCCGCGAUCACCACACCGAGCGAGAGGAUACUGAAAGAAUGCCACACGUUGUAUGUCGACAGCGAGAACGGCCUGGUGAAGAUUGCAAGCAGCCUUGGAUUCCGACUCCUUCCUCCCAGAAAAAAGAUCAUCGUGAUGAUAAUGGGUAACCACUCUGCAGGGAAGAGCUCCUUCAUUAACUGGUAUGCUGAGGAGCACAUACAGAAAGCCGGCGUCGCCAUUGAAACACAAGGGUUUACGUUCGUCACAAGUGGUCGCAAAAGAGAAUCACUGACGGGGAAUGCGACGCUGCAUCUCUAUCCUCACUUUCGACCACUCCUUGAGUUCAAAGGUGUAAUGGACUAUCUCUCUGCCGAGAUCUCCACCUCCAAGCAGAAGAAGUUCAAUUUGGUGACAUUUGUGGACACACCGGGUUUGGUGGACGGAGACAUGGUCUACCCUUUUGAUGUCAACAGCGCCAUCACGUGGUUGGGUAUGUCUUUGCAGCUGUUCCUUGUACCAUCUUCUCCACAGCUGCUGUGUUUCUCCAACAGAUAUUUGUUUGAUUUCUUUUGUGCAGGAGAACAGGCCGACUUGGUAUUCGUGUUCUUUGACCCAAUGGGCCAGGCGCUCUGCAAACGCACACUCAACAUCGUGGAGAAGCUGAGUGAGAAAUGCGGAGACAAGCUGUUGUUCUAUCUGAGCAAAGCAGAUGCAGCUGGCAACGAAACAGACAGACAGAGGGUGAUGAUGCAGAUAGUCCAGGAGCUAUGUCGCCGUCCAGGUCUCAACAAAUGUGGUUUUGAGAUGCCCACGAUAUACAUCCCCAACCCACAGAGGCCGAGCCGCUGUGUGAACCAGAUCGACGGGGUGUGUCAGACGAUCGAGAAGACCAUCAACCAGGCCGUUCAAAAGACUCUGGAUCAGCUGGAGAAAGACUGUGACCUUAUUUGUUCCACCAUCAGCAGCCGACAAGAGCAGGACAGGGCUGAUGAGGCUCACAACAGAAGCGUCCGUCUUCAUUCGCUCGUGUGUGGCGCUCUGGGCAUCGUCCUCCCAGUUCUCUUUGUCCUCAGUUUCAUUGUGAAUACGUUCUCCAAAGAUCAGCUAGAUCAGCUGCUGGGUGAAGGACCGGCCCGGACCCUCUUCGUAUUCACAGGAAUAGUGAUGUAUUUAUGGGACUGGAUACCAGAGGAUGGACAAGUUGUGUUUGUCAUCAUUUUCGGAGCUUUUUGCUACCUCCUGCUUUUCCUGUCAAAGUAUUUUGCAGGCCGCGGUAAUAAGACUAUGACGAAGAAAGAGAAGAGGACGAUGGCAGAGUACAGUGAUUAUAUCCAGGAUAUCGUCAAAACUAAGAAGGGGAGCCUGUACGAGUCGUACCUCCAGCAGUGUGCAGCGGAAUAUGACUUCUGACCCCGGGUCAGACCAGCACAGUUUUCACGCAUCUUUGGAUGUUUUUGUUUUGUUGUGUUUUUGACUCGGUGGGACUUUGUAGGCAGAUGACGAUCCACCAGCUGAUCGGGUUUCUCUCCUCAGUCAGACACGUGCAACCUCAAAAUGCAGCCAGUAUCUCUAACAACAUUUAUCAUCUCAAGAGCUUCCAUUAAAGAUGAAGUGCCUUUGUUAGUUUGUACCGGAGAAGCAACAAGCAAUUGUUAGUCGUUUGAUGACAAUAAUGAAAUACUGUGAAUCAUUUCUUUUGUUCAGCUGUUACGUGAAAGGUGAUGCCAGAGAGAAGAGUUUACACCUUUUUCUCCCGUAAUUUGUCCUUAUGGUGUCCUUGCACUGAUGAGUACGUCUUACUUGUUGAACUCUGAACCCUUCAUUCUGUCAAUGGAUCUUUGUAUCUUAGUUUUACAGUAUGACUACACCAUGAAAUGCCUUCACUCCAGCUUUUAUAGAUAUAUUUAUUGCUCUUCUCAGUACUUUUACCCAAAUAAUGUUGAAAAACCUCAACGGGCUGUUUGCAAUAUAAUUGUGAACAUUGUUCCAGUUUGUAGUGUGCGUGCUAGAUGUCUUGCAGGUAUUGUCUGCAUUAGGAAAAAUCUUUAUGAAAUAUUUCAUUUAAAAAUGUGUGAAACUUUCAGGGUGUGUUUUUAUCUAUUUUAUGUAACCUUUCCCAGAAUAUUUUUAUUGGAUGAAAGCUUAUCUUGUCUCAAAGAAUGAAAGUCCUGCAAACUAAAUUCCUAGAAAGUGAUUAAACAUUUUCUACUGACUUUGACUUUA